Molecule: messenger RNA, 2367 nt
Organism: Pedinophyceae sp. YPF-701
Lineage: Eukaryota; Viridiplantae; Chlorophyta; Pedinophyceae
Source: the annotation of a GenBank genome assembly
AUGACCGCGUUCGACGACGCCACCGAGCGGGCCAGUCUGCCCCGCGAGGGACAUUCGGGCGAGGGCCCGAAGCCCCUGCCGGCCAAGGGCACCUCCAUCAUUCAAUUGGCCCUGGACGCACCGAACGGCUCCGAGAUGCAGCGCGCUCUGAGCCUGUUCGACCGGAACAAGGACGGCCACGUCGACGCCACGGAGCUCGUGGAAGCCUACCACGCGUACAAGAACAUGCGCACCGAGCGCACGUUUUGGCGCCGGGUGAUCGCCGGCUCCGUAGUCUUCUUUUUCCUUCUGCUGGCGUGCAUGACUGGGCUGGUCGUGGCCGUCGUGCUCCUGUCGAAGGAGGUCGAGGUGGGCGACGACGGCGUGCUGCUGAGCAGCUCCGGCUCGACGCCCGUGCGCACCGCCGCGUCGCUGGGCUCGGUCACGUUUGCCGCGACAAAGGAGGGCCGGAGGCGCAGCCGCCGCGGGCUGCAGCAGGACGCCACCUCCGUCGGGAGGAUGAUGGCCACCGCAACGUGCAAGCAGGCCGAGGAGUGGUUCACGCAACUCGCGCGCGAGAACACGGGCGGCCUCGUGAAGAUGGAGUGGAAGAGCACCACGCACGUCUUCGACUGCCGCGCGGGCGUCUUCAGCGCGCCGCAGGGCUGGAUCGACGCCAUGUGCGCCGUCGAGGGCGAGAGUGACGCCGUAGCGCCGUACCGGCUGGACUGCGGGUCGGCCAUCUCGUCCAUGGACGUCGACAGCGACGACUGCACGUGCCCCAUCCACCUUCGCGAGGGCACGCCGGAGGUCGCGGCAACGCAGGGCGGGCGCCGCAAGCUCCUUGACGCGCCCGGCGGCGCCGAGACGCUCACUGCGGCGCGCGCGCAGGUCGCGCGGCUCCUCGAGUUGGGCGCUGACGGCGACGACGAGCUCGCGUACGUGGGUUCGAUGGACAGGCACCACGUCGAGACGAUGAUGAGCGGCGGCGGGCGCAGGCACAUGGUGCGCGUGGACACGGAGCGGCUGAGCAGCGUGCCGGUGGCGGCUCGGUUUUCGCGGUCCGUGGCGACGGCGGACGGGUGGCAGGUCGUGGCGUGGGACGCGCGGGCCGCGAGCGGCGCGGUGGCGUGCCCGCCCGCGAGCGCGACGUGCGUGGUGCUGGCGCAGAGCUCGCGCCUGGUCCGGAAGAUGCUGGGCCUCGGCGGCGGGGACCGCGCGCGCCGCGAGGCGCAGCUCGCACCUGACGUGCUGUCGGGCGCGAGGCAAUCCGAGGCGGUGCGGAUCGACAACGAGGAGUACGAGCGCUCGCUGCUGAAGGAGCUGCUGGCCGAGGGGCGCGCGCCCGGGCGCGAAAGGAGCUUGCAGCUCGCGCCCGGCGUGUCGCCAUGCCGCGCCUUCACAAGCGAGUCCAGGUGCCACGCCGAGGUCGUUUCCGGUCAGCGCGUUUGCAAAUGGUUUCACGGUUCGCUUUGCGCGAGUCGUGCGUGCGAGGAUGCCGGAAGAGACACUACGAAGUGCGCGGCCAUCAGCUCGUACCGCACCAAGUGCCCGAUCAACAACGAGUACUGCGCGAUCGGCCCCACGGUGUUCGACGGAUACAAGUGCGUCGGGUACCUUGACAGCUGUCCCGCCCCGCCCAGCUCCAGCGAGGGCUGCCUCACGGGCGGCGCGCGCCUGCUCGGCCCCUCUGGUCGCUGGACCCCCGUCGAGGACGCCCGGAUCGGCGACAUGGUCGCCGUGCAGGGUCCCGGGGGGACUGUUUUGUUUUCGCGCAUCGCGUGGUUCGGUCAGAUGGGCCCGAACCGCAAGGCCCUGUCGGUGGAGGUGACGACGCGGGCGGGCGCGCGGGUGACGGUGACGGCGUCGCACUACCUGAUCGCGCGGAGCGCGGGCGGCGCGGCGCGGCGGGUGAGGGCGGACGCGGUGCGCGUGGGCUGGGAGGUGCCUGUGCUGCGCGACGGGCUGCCGGGGGCGGCGGACGACGACGAUGUGGCCGGGCAGGUGCCGUCCGGGACGGUGUGGGACGUCGUGGACACGGUGCGCGUGGAGGAGAAGCUCGGUGUCUGGAGCAUCCACACGGCGUCGGGGCUGCCUCUGAUCGUGGACGGCGUCGCGGCGUCGGAGCACGCGGACAACGGCAUGGAGCCCGUCGUCAAGAUCCUGCACAAGCCCUUCUCCGUGCUCACGUGGCUCUUCCCAGAUACCGCUCAGCGGGUCAACACCUGGCUGGUGCGCAUGGCGCAUGGCAGGCCCGGGAGCAUCGGCACGGUGGUGGGCGGCGUGGACGCGCAGCGCGUGCUGUGGUGGGUCGUGGACGCCCUGAAGACGGCGUCGACGCUCGUGGGCGGCGGCGGCGCGCGCGCGGAGCUGAGCGCAGCUGCGUAG